GGUCACUUGACUUAUUAACCUGUGUUCAGAAAAUCUAAUUAUUUCAAUAAAUACUUACUGAAUAUUUAUUGUCUUCUGAAAGUGCUAGAUCCUGUGAUUGUAAUCAUCUAUUGAACAUAAGUAAUACAGGUGCUUAAGACAACUGUUAGUUUUGAAUCUCAGCUUAGUAAUAAUCAGGUUUAUAAACUUGUUAAGAGGUGAUACUCACCACAUGGGUAGUGAGGACUAAAUGUGAUCAUGCAUGUAAGGAGAUUACUUGAACACUUGGCAGAUAGUUAGGACUCAGUCACUGUCAGCAAUUAAGACCACAGUCCAUUUUAAUGCUCACUCCAUCUUUCCAGUUCUUCAGGCCAAAAACCUGAGACUCCUGACUCCUCAUUUCAAAUUGGUAAAUUCUGUUGGCUCUGCUUUCAAAAUACAAUCAGAAUCCAACCACUUCUCAGCUCUUCCAUUGUCACCAUAAUAGCCCCAAGCCAUUAUCUCUUCCCUGGGUUGUUAAGAUAGAUUCUUGACUGGCCUCCUGGUUUUCCACCCUAGUUAGUAUAUAAUGAUCCUCUUCCACAACCAUCAGUUCUCAAUAUAGCUUCCAGAGUGAUCUUUGUAAAAGUCAGAAGCAGUUGAUCACUUCUGUGCUCAAAAAUCUCUAAAAGUUUUACAAGUUUGGGUGCCCCUUUCUCUUUAUGAUGACGUCUUCUCCCAUUUUCCUUUUUGCAAAACCUAAUAAUGUAUUCCAGUUACACUGCUCUACCUGCUCCUUGAAUACCAGGGCCUUUAUACUUUCUCUACCGUCUGUUGGGCGUACUGUUCCCCUGAAUAUCUGCAUGACCCAUUGCUUUACCUUUUACAUUUUUUUUAAUAAAAAGAAUCUCAGAAAUUGUAGUACUUAAUGUGUUCCAAGAAUUUCACAACUGUUAACUCAAUCCUCUUAUGAGGUUGAUAUGAUAAUCUUUGUUUUUCAGAUGAGAGGACUGAGGCAGAGAGACUAAAAUAACUUGCUCAAAUUCACCUUUAUGAUAAGCGAUGGCACUCCAGGUUCUACACAGGAGAACCUGUCUCUUUCAAGUCUUUGCUAAAAUUUCACCUUUUCAAUGAUGCUUACUCUAACCACCUUAUUAAAAUUACAAGCCACUCUUGGGGUACUUGGCUGGCUCUGUCAGUGGAACAUAUAACUCUUGAUCUCAGGGUCUUGCUUUCAAGUUCCACAUUGGGCAUGGAGCCUACUUAAAAACACACACACAAAAUAAUAAAAUCACAGAUCACUCUCAUCUCUCUCUUUACUCUGCUUUAUGUUUCCUUAUCACUUUCUGACACAUUCUAUUAAUUUUCUACUUUUAAAACAUUUUGUGUCUUGCUAAAUCAGAAUGUAACUCUGUACAGUUCAGGGUUUUGACCUUUUGUUCAGCAUUGUUUUCCCAGGACCUAGAACAGAACCUAGAGUGUAUUAGAUACAUAAUAAAUAUUUAUUGUUGACUGUCCUUGCUUUGAAGGAACUUAGUCUAGCAGAGGACACCUAACACAUCAAUGUACAGAGACUAUAUGCCAUAAUUGCCAUAUCAGUGGUAUGUGGUGGUUGAGCGGUUAGCACUCAGAUGGAUUUGGUAGAAUAAAAAGGACUUUUUUCCCCAGGCCAGGAUUUCUAGUAGGGAUUAUGCCUUUUUGAGACAUAGUAUUCCUGUCUUCUAUAAAUUCUCCAUAGACCAAAUUAUAUUCUGAGGGUUACUUAGCAUGGGAUUGGCUCAAAAAAAAAAAAAAGGGUAGUCCUAAAGGCUAAUGUAUUCAUCCUCACAAAGCCUACCAAUACCAAAAAUGAAACAUACCUUUGUGAUUGGAAUAUAUUCUAAUUUGGGAGCUUACAUUCAAUAUAUUUGGUUCUAUUACAGGUUGCUUUUGACAUCAAUCGUGUAUUUCAGAAACUUAACUUCUUGAUCACUCUGAGUAUUUAGGUAUUCUUGUCUUUUCAGCUACAUAUUUAUUGACAGAUCAUUUCUUAGGGAUGGGUCUUCAGUUAAGGAAGUUGAAACCUACCACCGGACGCGUGCCUUAAGGUCUUUGAGAAAAAAUGCACAGAAUUCUUCAGAUUCUAGUUUUGAUAAGAAUAUGGAAAUAACAGAGAAACGUGCUAAUGGAAGGCAUUUUACAAGGCAAUUGGCCAGACAGCAGGCUGAUAAGAAAAAAGAAGAGUGCAAAGAAGACAAAGUGGUUCCGGUUACUCGGUCAUUGAGGACUAGAAACAUUGUUCAAACUAAAGAACGCUUGCAUGAAGAGAAUGGUGAUGUUGAAGUUCGCCGAAGUUGUAGGAUUCGAAGUCGUUACAGUAGUGUGAACCAGUCUGUGCUGUUUGACAAACUUAUAACAAACACUGCUGAAGCUGUACUUCAAAAAAUGGAUGACAUGAAGAAGAUGCGUAGACAGCGAAUGAGGGAACUUGAAGACUUGGGAGUGUUUAAUGAAACAGAAGAAGAGAAUCUUAAUAUGUACACAAGAGGAAAACAAAAAGGUAUUCAAAGAACUGAUGAGGAAACAACUGACAAUCAAGAAGGCAGUGUGGAAUCAUCUGAAGAGGGUGAAGACCAAGAAGAUGAAGAUGAUGGUGAAGAUGAUGACGAAGAUGAUGAAGAUGAUGACGAUGAAGAUGAAGAAGAUGGGGAAGAAGAUAAUCAGAAACGAUAUUAUCUUAGACAGAGAAAAGCUACUGUUUAUUACCAGGCUCCAUUGGAAAAACCUCGUCACCAGAGAAAGCCCAACAUAUUUUACACUGGCCCAGCUUCUCCUGCAAGACCAAGAUAUAGAUUAUCUUCUGCGGGACCAAGAAGUCCUUAUUGUAAACGAAUGAACAGGCGAAGGCAUGCAAUCCACAGUAGUGACUCUACUUCAUCUUCCUCUUCUGAAGAUGAACAGCACUUUGAGAGACGGAGAAAAAGGAGCCGCAAUAGAGCUAUCAACAGGUGCCUCCCACUAAAUUUUCGGAAAGAUGAAUUAAAAGGAAUUUAUAAAGAUAGAAUGAAGAUUGGAGCAAGUCUUGCAGAUGUUGAUCCAAUGCAACUAGAUUCUUCAGUACGAUUUGAUAGCAUUGGUGGCCUGUCUAAUCAUAUUGCAGCUCUAAAAGAGAUGGUGGUGUUUCCAUUACUUUAUCCAGAAGUCUUUGAAAAAUUCAAAAUUCAACCUCCAAGAGGUUGUUUGUUUUAUGGCCCACCUGGAACUGGAAAAACUAUGGUUGCUAGAGCACUUGCCAAUGAGUGCAGUCAAGGGGAUAAAAGAGUAGCAUUCUUCAUGAGGAAAGGUGCUGAUUGUCUGAGUAAAUGGGUAGGAGAGUCUGAAAGACAGCUACGAUUGCUAUUUGAUCAGGCUUAUCAGAUGCGCCCAUCCAUUAUUUUUUUUGAUGAAAUUGAUGGUCUGGCUCCUGUACGAUCAAGCAGGCAAGAUCAGAUUCACAGUUCCAUUGUUUCCACCUUGCUAGCUCUUAUGGAUGGAUUGGACAGCAGAGGAGAAAUUGUGGUCAUUGGUGCUACCAACAGACUGGAUUCUAUCGAUCCUGCUUUGCGAAGGCCUGGUCGCUUUGACAGAGAAUUCCUUUUCAGCCUACCUGACAAAGAUGCUCGAAAAGAAAUUCUUAAGAUUCAUACAAGAGAUUGGAAUCCUAAACCACUGGACAUAUUUCUAGAAGAACUAGCAGAAAACUGUGUUGGAUACUGUGGUGCAGAUAUUAAGUCAAUAUGCUCUGAGGCCGCUUUAUGUGCUCUGCGUCGACGCUACCCACAAAUUUAUACCACUAGUGAGAAACUACAGUUGGAUCUCUCUUCAAUUAACAUCUCAGCUAAGGAUUUUGAGGUAGCCAUGCAAAAGAUGAUACCAGCUGCCCAAAGAGCUGUGACAUCACCUGGGCAGGCAUUGUCCACUGUUGUGAAACCACUCCUACAAAGUACUGUUCACCAGAUCUUAGAAGCCCUGCAGAGAGUAUUUCCACAUGCAGAAAUCAGAACAAAUAAAGCUUUAGACUCAGAUAUUUCUUGUCCUCUGCUAGAAAGUGACUUGGCAUACAGUGAUGAUGAUGUUCCAUCCGUAUAUGAAAAUGGGCUUUCUCAAAAACCCUUUAAUAAGGCAAAAGAAAAUUUUAAUUUUCUUCAUUUGAAUAGAAAUGCAUGUUAUCAACCUAUGUCUUUUCGACCAAGAAUAUUGAUAGUGGGAGAGCCAGGAUUUGGGCAAGGUUCUCAUUUGGCACCAGCUGUCAUCCACGCUUUGGAAAAAUUUGCAGUAUAUACCUUAGACAUUCCUGUUCUUUUUGGAGUCAGCGCUACAUCUCCUGAAGAAACGUGUGCCCAGAUGAUUCGUGAAGCUAAGAGAACAGCACCAAGUAUAGUAUAUGUUCCUCAUAUCCACUUGUGGUGGGAAAUAGUUGGACCAACACUGAAAGCCACAUUUAUUACAUUGUUACAGAAUAUUCCUUCAUUUGCUCCAGUUUUACUACUUGCAACUUCUGACAAACCCCAUUCUGCUCUGCCAGAAGAGGUGCAAGAAUUAUUUAUCCGUGAUUAUGGAGAAAUUUUUAAUGUCCAGUUACCUGGUAAAGAAGAACGGACAAAAUUUUUUGAAGAUUUAAUUCUAAAGCAAGCUGCUAAACCUCCUGUAUCAAAAAAGAAAGCAGUUUUGCAGGCCUUGGAGGUUCUCCCUGUGGCACCACCACCUGAGCCAAGACCUCUAACAGCAGAAGAAGUGAAACGACUAGAAGAACAAGAAGAAGAUACAUUUAGAGAACUGAGGAUUUUCUUGAGAAAUGUUACACAUAGGCUUGCUAUUGACAAGCGAUUCAGAGUAUUUACUAAACCUGUUGACCCUGAUGAGGUUCCUGAUUAUGUCACUGUGAUAAAGCAACCAAUGGACCUUUCAUCUGUAAUCAGUAAAAUUGAUCUCCACAAGUAUCUGACUGUGAAAGACUAUUUGAGUGAUAUUGAUCUGAUCUGUAGUAAUGCUUUAGAAUACAAUCCGGAUAGGGAUCCUGGAGAUCGUCUAAUUAGGCAUAGAGCCUGUGCUUUAAGAGAUACUGCCUAUGCAAUAAUUAAAGAAGAACUUGAUGAAGACUUUGAGCAGCUUUGUGAAGAAAUUCAGGAAUCUAGAAAGAAGAGAGGUUGUAGCUCCUCCAAAUAUGCCCCAUCUUACUAUCAUGUGAUGCCAAAGCAAAAUUCCACCUCUGUUGGUGAUAAAAGAUCAGAAUCAGAGCAGAAUGAUAAACUAAAGACACCCAGUACUCCUGUGGCUUGCAGUACUCCUGCUCAGUUAAAGAGGAAAAUCCGCAAAAAGUCAAAGUGGUACUUAGGCACCAUAACAAAACGAAGGAGGAUUUCACAGGUGAAAGAUGAGAGCCAAAAUGUCACAGAUGACAAAAUUGAGAGUGAUACAGAGGAAAAUCAAGACACAAGUGUAGACCACAAUGAGACUGGAAACACAGGAGAGUCCUCAGUGGAAGAAAAUGAGAAACAGCAAAAUGCCUCUGAAAGCAAAAUAGAAUUGGGGAAUAAUAACUCAAGUAUUUGUGAUAUUGAGCAUGAACUUGAAGAAUCUGGGAAAACUACAGCAUGCACAGAAUUGAGGAAAGAUAAAAUUGUUUGCAACGGAGAUGCUUCUGGCUCUCAGAUAAUAGAUAUUUCUGAUGAAAAUGAAGCUAAAGAAAUGUGCAUUCUGCGAAUGACUCGAGCUAGACGUUCCCAAGUAGAGCAACAGCAACUCAUCAGUGUUGAAAAGGCUUUGGCAAUUCUUUCCCAGCCUACACCCUCACUUGUUGUGGACCAGGAGCGAUUAAAAAAUCUUUUGAAGACUGUUGUUAAAAAAAGUCGAGAAUACAAUAUUUUUCAGUUGGAGAAUUUAUAUGCAGUAAUCAGCCAAUGUAUUUAUCAGCAUCGCAUGGACUAUGACAAAACGGCACUUAUUCAGAAAAUGGAGCAAGAGGUAGAAAACUUCAGUUGUUCCAGAUCAUGAUGUCUUGGUAUCAAAUAUUCUUUAUAUUCAGUUCCUAUUUAAUUCACCUUUGUUGUGUCCGUAUAACUCGUGCGAGAUGAAAUCCUGCAUCUUUAAGGAAAAGAUUAAAAUAGUAAAUAAAAAUAUUUAAGCUUUCUUGGUAUUUAUGUACAUGUGUAAGAUAAAUUACAGAGAUAACUGAUAAAUAUUGAAAGUUUGAUUGAAAAAGGCACUGUAGUAAUAGUAAUUCUGUAGCAUAUGAAGUGUGGCCAACUCUUAAUAAAAGUAAUUUUGAUAACUAAUGUUUUAUGGCACUUAAGAGUAAUUAGUGACAUUGAUAUUUUUUGUUUUGAGCACUUUUAAGUUUUUUCCUUCCUAAAAAUAGUUUCUUGUAUCAGACUAGAAACUUAAUCAUUGUGUCUUUGCCAUUCUUUUUUUUUUUUUAAUUCCCAUCUCUCAUUUUCCUUUAGCUUUCUUUGCCCAGUUACUUAAAAGCCAGGACUCAAGUCAUGAUUUGUGGGAAGGUCCUUGAACAACUUCUGUACAUGAAUGUCAAAAUUGAUGCUUUUUAGAUAAACAUUUUUAUAACUCUAAUUUGGGUUAAUAAAGAUUUUAAAUAUU
This is a messenger RNA of Felis catus (domestic cat), 6570 nucleotides long. It is a transcript of the gene ATAD2, whose product is annotated as ATPase family AAA domain containing 2. NCBI's taxonomy places the organism in Eukaryota, Metazoa, Chordata, Mammalia, Carnivora, Felidae. The transcript has 28 exons. The record is from RefSeq and is a predicted model, not a curated record. Gene Ontology annotation, cellular component: nucleus. Gene Ontology annotation, biological process: positive regulation of transcription by RNA polymerase II. Gene Ontology annotation, molecular function: histone binding; ATP binding; chromatin binding. The coding region runs from base 2098 to 5970 and encodes 1290 amino acids.